Molecule: messenger RNA, 411 nt
Organism: Rodentolepis nana
Lineage: Eukaryota; Metazoa; Platyhelminthes; Cestoda; Cyclophyllidea; Hymenolepididae
Source: the annotation of a GenBank genome assembly
AUGGUUUGCGCCAGUUUCUUAGUUCCACCUAGCCUUUUCAUUAAAGGUGGCCUAAUUAGUGUUAAUAAAACAUUGUCCAUUGAAAUAUCUCCCAAAAAUCAUUUAUGGCUCCUACCUAGCGCCUUCGAUUAUAUUCCCCUCACUUGCAGCGAACGCCAUGAAAUUCCAAAAACUCGCGGUAUCCGGAUGUUCCGUCAUCAGCCCUUUGUGCCCGUUCCUAGGGAAGAAGUGUCCAUCAUCGGACUGCCGGCAGACCGUAAGUCACCUCUUUCGGUUUUGGUAUUGUCGCCGCAUUGGGCGAUCUAUUCGUGGUGCUUGAAACAUGUUUUCCCUAUUUCACGUCACCUAGUUUUUCUGUCCGCAUGUCAAGCAAUACUCUUGACUAGUGAAAAGUCAGCAGAUCUUGACUAG